CAUUUGCCUCUGUGGGAACUGGAACUUUGGUAUAACAAAUAAACUUUUAAAUAAGUUAAAGUAUAUUCAUGUCUCUGGUCACUAAACAUCACCAGUUAAAGACACACUGUCGUCAUGUUCGUUUCUUUUUAACGCCUCAGUAGCCUAAUUGUUUUCGCAGCUCGUGCCAACUGCCCAGCGCACAGCCAUCCACUGACAUGACAGGACAGGGGUGGCAAGAGCUCCAUCCACGAAUCGCAAGCCCAAAUCUAACGGUGUGAAUGAGGAGGAAUCGGUGUGAUGUGUGGCAGUGGAUGGGUACAGCGCUACCUCAAUGAAUAAUGUAGAUGGGCAUCAGCAUGCGUCUAUAGUCUCUGCGAAAACACGGACGCUGGAAACCAACCUACAACCUUUUCUGCUCAUUUAACCAAGACUUUGAGCAUGGAAACGGGUCUGGUCGCGAAUCAUCAAGUGAAAAAUGUUGGAAGCGGAGAUCCCCCUCCUUCGCCUCAUCAUCGCACACCUCCACAGCAACAGUCGCAAGCAUUCCAUCAGCAGCCACAGCACCAGCAGCGAGCCGUCCACAACAACAACAACAAUAACAACAGCAUCAAACCGACUCCCGUGCGCGGAGAUUUGGGGAAUCGACAGGAUGGAGGGAAAGAAAACGCUCUGGAGACGCAGGUCGAUCGCCAUCCGCGUUUGCUGAAUACAAGUGACGAGGAGGAUCGCUCGUCCAAAACCGGGGGGGAUCGGAUGGGCAGCAGGUACGAGCACUCCAACUUUGGACCAACGAGCAACAAUAACAACAACAACAGCGGCGGCGGCAACGCGUCCCAAAGCGGGAACAGCUCAGUUUCUGAGUUUAAUCAUUAUUACGGGAAUGGAAGAGGAGGGCCUUGCUUUGAUCAACAUGGCGGACAACAAAGCCCUAGGACGGCUUUAAUGCAUCAGGCACAGAGCAACAUGGAUCAAGUGCAAAACUCCCACGAAGGGUACCAUAAUAAUCCAUACAACCACUAUCCCAACUACCGGCCGGGGUACGGUGGCGCUGGAUACGGUAUGAUGAGCCCAUCGCGGCAGGGGAACAUGAUGGGCCCAGGUACCAAUUCGCCCACUGCUGCUGCUGCUAGUCAUGGCAAGGCUGCUAUGGCCUCAACUACCCCAGCUCCCGGUGCCAAUGUUGGGGGUUUUCAGAGGUUUCCCGGACAAAACCAACAGCACCCUUCUGGAGCUACACCCACGCUAAACCAGCUUCUGACAUCUCCGAGUCCGAUGAUGCGGGGAUAUGGCAGCGGUUAUCAAGAUUACAGUAACCCGCCGCCGCAGCAGCAACAGUCCGGCAUGGGUCUGGGCAAAGACAUGAGCUCCCCGUACAGCCCCGCUGCCAGCCACAGCUGGGGAGCACAACAAAGAAACCACCCAGCCAUGAGCCCUGGGAAUAACGGGAACAGCAGAGCUCAGGUGGCACCAAUGGACCCUAUGGCCAUGAAGCGGUCACAGAUGUACGGGAUGGGCAACAGUCCCUACUCUCAGCCGGGCGGAACUUAUCCAGGACAGCCAUACGGAUCACCUACUUCUCACCGAUACCCAAUGGGAAUGCAGGGACGUGGCCAAGUCAGCAUGGGAGGGAUGCAGUACCCUCAGCAACAGAUGCCUGCUCAGUACGGGCCACAGGGAAUGGGCUACUGUCAGCAGGGUCAGCCCCCGUAUUUCAGUCCUCCACAGCAGCAGUCUGCGGCCCCCUCUCAACCCCCCUACAUGCAGCAGCGCCCACAAACACAACAGGACACUCUGCAAGAGGGAUAUGGCAGCAGGGUCCAGUCUGGGAAACCAAACCACGAUGACAUGGGCCUUACUCAGCAGGACCGCCCGUCCAGCCUCCCGGAUCUGUCUGGCUCUAUAGAUGACCUCCCCACUGGAACAGAGGCGGGUCUCAGUUCGGCUGUCAGUGCUUCAGGUUCCACCAGUAGUCAGGGCGAGCAGAGUAACCCUGCUCAGUCACCUUUCUCACCCCAUGCCUCGCCCAGAGUCCCCAGCAUGCGCAGCGGGCCCUCGCCCUCACCAGUCGGAUCACCAGUGGGUUCCAGCCAAUCACGAUCUGGGCCCAUAUCACCUGCCAGUGGGCCAGGUACACAGAUGGCCCCUCAGACCCCAGGGAACGUUCCAGACGUGGGCUCCCAUUCCUCUCACAGUCAGUCGCCCAUGUCUCAGGAGAGAGGAUUUGCACCUAACAUGCAGCGCAAUGCACCUGGUACCCAGUUUGGAGGCCAGCAGCCUGGACCUUCUAUGUCCCCACACUCCUGUCCCACUGGCCCUAUACACCAUAAUGUGGGCUCCUAUCAGCUGGGCCCCUCUUAUGGGCCCCAGAGUGGCCAGUAUGGCCCUUCAGGUAACUAUCCACGGCCUCCCAACUAUGGCGGAGCACCAGGUGCUAACUACAGUGGUCCCGGCCCAGGCAUGGGCAACAGUCUUGGCAUGAAUGCCAGCAGUCCAAUGCAUGGGCAGGGUCCAGGGCAACCCUGUGGCUCUAUGACCACGGCUCGAGGACCAGGGCAUGCAGCCGGUGGCAGGCCUUACCCGGCAGGCUCCAGCAGUGUGGCUCCAACCUCUCCCAACAUGCCUCAGUCUGCUGGCCCAGGGAUGGGUCCACCUCCUCCCAACGUCAGCCGCAAACCCCAUGAGAGUAGCCCUGCAUCUGCCCAGCAGAACCCAGUCCCCUCGGGCCAGGCCAGGCCAAGUGGUUAUCAGGCUGGGCCCCACAUGCUUGGAAUGGCUCCUGGAGGCCCCUACAACCAUCCACCAAGCAACAGCUCAGCCAGGAUGACCCCUCAAGGACCCUCCUACAACACAAUGCCCACAGGGCCUAUGACAGGCUCAGGGGACACCAUGAUGCCCACCGAUCCCAAACAGAGAGCUGAGCACAAGGAGGAGGGCAGUACACCCACCACAGAUCCCCCUAAGCCAAAGGACAACUACGGUUCUCAGUGUGUGUCCCAGCCUCCCACCCCUUCCCCUCUGUCCCCCAGCCCAGCUAGUCUGUCCUCUUAUCAGGGGGACGACAGCGAUAGCAUUAGCAGCCCUGCCUGGCCAAAGAACCCCAGCAGCCCUAAGCACAGCACGGGGAACAUGACGAAUGAGAAAAUAACACGACUGUAUGACAUGGGCUGUGAGUCUGAGAGGAGGGCAUGGGUGGAUCGCUACAUCGCUUUCAUGGAGGAGAGGGGCACGCCUGUCCCAAACCUGCCUUCAGUGGGCAAGAAGCCGCUGGAUCUGUGCCGCCUCUACCUCUGUGUUCGAGAAAUUGGAGGCUUGGCUAUGGUAAAUAAGAACAAGAAAUGGAGAGAGCUGUCCACCCACCUGAAUGUGGGAACAUCCAGCAGCUCUGCUAGUUCCCUCAAGAAGCAGUACAUCCAAUACCUGUUUGCCUAUGAGUGCAAGGUGGAACGUGGAGAGGAACCCCCACCUGAUGCGUUCACCAUGGGAGACAGCAAGAAGCAGCCACAGCAGGCCAAGAUCCAGCCACCCUCACCUGCAAACUCAGGCUCUCUUCAAGGGCCGCAGACUCCUCAAUCUACAGGCAGCAGCACCAUGACAGAGAUGCCAGGGGACCUAAAGCCACCAACACCAGCUACCACACCACAUGGACAAGUGACGCCACAACCAACUGCCAGAAACAGUGGUAUUAGCGUGCAAGAUCCGUUCUCCGAAGGCAGUGACCCAGCCUUCCAAAAGCGAGGCCCCAUGCAUGGAGGCGGCAGUGGAGAUGCCACCUCUAGGAUGCAGUUUGACACCAGUAAGGAUCCCUAUGGAGCUCCUAGGAAAGGUGGCUCUGAGUCCUUCAUGCCAGGGCAGACAGGCAGCGGCAUGCAGGAUAUGUAUCCACGUGGACCGCCCUCAGGGAUGGGGAUGGGUCCACGACCCCAGUACUCCUACAACCCUGGUUUUGAGAGGAGGCCAGACCAUGUCAUGGGACCAGAGGGGGUAAUUGCUCCCCCUGGAAACCAAAACAACAUGGUGCCUUCCAACAGUGAUCCCAGCAUGUUCUCAGGCAGUAGAUAUGCCUCUCAUCAGAGACAUGGACAUGAUGGUUAUGGGCAGCAGUACCCUCACAGCAUGCCAUAUGGUGCACAUGGGAUGUACCCCCAACAGCAGGGUUAUAAGCGACCUGGGGAAGGGAUGUAUGGCCCUCCACCUAAGCGGCAUGAGAGCGAAGCCUAUGGUAUGCAGUACGGUGGUCAGCAGCCUGACAUGUAUAGCCAAUAUGGUUACCCAGAACGUAGGCCCAUGCAAAGCCCAUUCCCCUAUCCAUAUGGACGUGAUCGCAUGCAGCCAGGUGGGCAGGGACCUCCUCAGCAUAGCAUGAUGAGUGGUGGACCACCCCCAUCCUCUAACUCCAGCAGUGGGCAUCAGGGGAACAUGUGGCACCCCAGGCACGACAUGAGCUACCCUUAUCCCGGCCGACAGGGUCAUGGGGCCCCUUAUCCCUCUAUGAGCCGUGGAGAUGAUCCAGAAGUCAGGGCUAGUCAGGACAGUCAGUGGCCUGGACAGCGUCAAUCCCCAUACCCACCACACUCUUCGUCCUCUUCCAGCUCCAUGCCCCCCAUGGCUAACCGGCAACCAUCUUCUUCCUACCAGUCUCCUCCAGCAAUGCCAAACCAUAUCUCUCGAGUCCCAAGCCCUGCACCAUUCCCUCGGUCUGUGGGUGGCUCUAUGUCACCCAAUAAGGCUCAUAUGAUGGCCUCUAUGAAGCAGAUGCAAAAGCCGGGAGGCCCAGGGACUAUGCCUAGCUCUCAAAGUGGUGGUAUUCCUGGGCAAGGCUUCCCAACAAUCCAUCGGGAGGUCAGUUACCCACUGGAUUCUGUGGAGGCUACACAGCCCCAGCUUAAACCCCGCCGAAGGUUAACAUCCAAAGACAUUGGCACACCAGAGGCUUGGCGUGUGAUGAUGUCCCUGAAGUCUGGGUUGCUUGCUGAGAGCACAUGGGCCCUAGAUACUAUAAAUAUCUUGCUCUAUGAUGACAACACUGUGUCUUCCUUUGGCCUAUCUCAGUUGCCCGGUUUCUUGGAGCUCAUUGUUGAAUAUUUCAGAAGGUGCUUAAUAGAGAUAUUUGGGAUCCUUGAAGAAUAUGAAGUUGGAUCAGAGGGUCAGAAAACUCUCCUCGGUUCAUGUUCAGAACCCAUAGAAAAAGAGCUACCUUCCAAUCAAGACCUAAAAAGCCAAUCCCUUACAGAACAGGUGGAAAAGCAAUUAGAUGUGGAGCCUGAGAAACCUCAGCCCAGCAGCUCAGCAGCACUCAUUAUAGAAAAAAGGGAAGAGUUGGCAGAGGGUAAGGCUGUCGAAGAAGAGAAGAACACUGGUACAGAACCAUGUCCUCCAGUGGAGCCCAGACCCAAGCAAGCCAGUAAGUAUGACAGGCUCCCAGUGAAAGUUGAGGAGAGAGAGGCUGUGGCUGAUUCUGUGGAGGAUCGAUCAGAGCUGCUAGGCUUGGCCGGGGAGUUUACUAGUGGUCUGCUACAUUGGAAGGCAGGCGGAGGGGACUCCACUGCUCACAUUCAGACCCAUUUAGAGAGACGUGGGGAAGAGGAAGAACAGAAGCCCUUAGAGAAUCAGGAAGGUGUGCAGGCACUUGAAAAAGAAACAGUUGAAGAGGGGCUCAGGAGGAAAGAGGAUCUGAAAAGAGAACUUCCAGGGCCCUCAGAGGAAAACUUGACAGCCACUGUAGAUGACAUGCUAAGUUCUCGUCCAGGGCCGCUAUCAGAAGGAGAAACUCAGACAUUCCCCUUCCACAACAGAGAGAACCACAGCAGCAUUACUUUGCUGGAAGACGAGCCCCGAUGCUGGGAUGAAGCACCUCUUUCAGUAGCCGAGGGCUGGCAAGAUGAGUUGGCUAAGCGCUGCAUCUGUGUGUCCAAUAUCAUUCGUGGACUCUCCUUUGUCCCAGGCAAUGACAGUGAAAUGGCUCGGCACCCAGGUUUAGUGCUCAUUCUUGGAAAACUUGUGCUUCUGCACCAUGAGCACCCUAAAAGAAAAAGGAUGCCGCCUACCUACCAGAGAGAGGAGGAGCGAGGUCUGGCAUGCAGCAAAGAUGAAUGGUGGUGGGACUGUCUUGGUGCCUUGCGUGAGAACACCUUGGUCACCCUUGCCAACAUUUCAGGACAGCUAGACCUGUCUAUUUAUCCAGAAAGUAUCUGCCUUCCGAUCCUGGAUGGGCUGCUCCACUGGAUGGUGUGCCCUUCAGCAGAGGCCCAGGACCCCUUUUGCACGGCAAAUGGCUUCUCCUCGCUUACGCCACAGAGGCUGGUGCUGGAGUGUCUGUGCAAACUGAGCAUCCAAGACUCUAAUGUUGACCUUCUGCUGGCCACACCCCCUUUUAGCAGACAGGAGCGCCUCUUUGCUACAUUAGUGCGGCAUGUUGGUGAACGAAAGAGUCAGGUGUGCCGCGAAAUGGCCGUAGCUGUUCUCUCCAAUCUUGCACAGGGUGACCCAACAGCUGCCCGAGCCGUUGCCCUGCAGAAGGGCAGCGUAGGAGCCUUGAUAAGCUUCCUAGAGGACAGUGUUGCCAUGGCACAGUAUCAGCAGAGCCCUCACAGUCUCUUGCACAUGGGACACCCCACCCAUCCUGAGCCGCCCAGCAUCAACAUGAUGUGCCGGGCCGCCAAAGCCCUGCUGGCCAUGGCCCAAGUGGAGGAGAACAGGCCCGAGUUUGUGCUCUACGAGAGCAGGCUUCUUGAUAUCUCGCUGUCCUCCGUGCUGAACUCUGGUGUGGCGGCCAUCCUGUGUGAGGUACUGUUUAAGCUUGGCCGCUCGUGACACGCACAAAGGAGCGGGAGCCUAGAGUGCCAUCAUGGGAAUGCGCGGCUGAGCUGAGCCACAGAGAUCACACAGAACUGUUGGUGUUAUAUUUUUAUUUAAGGAAAAGAACACAAACAAAAAUUGUUUUUACAUACAAAUGAAUAUAUAGAGAAUAUAUAUAGCUCCUCUGCCCCAUUUCCCAGUUUUCAUUUUGGAUUUUUAAAUGAUUUUAAUACAGAUAUUUAAUACUUGGUCUUUUCGUUUUUUUCUAUUCUUUUUUUAUUUGUUUUGUUUCAUCUGUGUAUUUUCUUUCAUUUGUUUUAACCAAAGUUGGCAUCCGAUACCGUUAGUUUUUAGAGUAUUUUGCUCUCAGAAUGUUUUUAAUUGUUUUGAUGCAGUGUUUUGUUUGUUUUCUUGUGGGACUUUGUUUAUUCGGGGAAUGCAGAUUUAUUUAAAUUGUGAGACAUGUUGUAGAUAGAACUUCUCUUGCAAAGUGUUGCGAUAAAAGAAAAAAAAAACAAAAAAAAAAAAAAACACUGAUUUUAAGACAUACAUGUAUACAGCUCUGAAAAAAGCAUUGUGCAAUAGAUUUAGCUGGCUCAGAGGGGAGAUGAUGAAAUGUGAAUGACCACAGGCAAUGUUUUGAUCUGACCACCAGUGUUGCACUGUUUCACCACACCAGUAUCUGAGGGUCAAGCGAGUGUUAGUUCUAAACUGACUUGCUUCCAUGUUAGUGCAGCCGCAGAGGGUCCUCUCUCUGACGGCAAACUCAAAGUGCUUCGGUUACCCCUCUUCUCUAUACUAUAUCCACGGGUCAAUUUGUAUAUAGGAACUGUACAUUAAAUGGGCCCCUUUCACAUUUUUGUUUCCUCCAAGAGAUGUGGUAUUAUACAAAGUGAGUAGUUAAUGCUACAUGCUGACAUUUUGCAAAUGAAUAUUAAGUCAUUGUUUUCAGGUGAGGAUAGUCUUCAAACUUGUAAGGGGCCGUUCACACAGGGCGAGUUCUUGCAUUCGAUCUUCGCUUUUUUUUUUUAAUUGUUGGUCAUAUGCGCACAUGCCAAACAGACAUAUUUGGUCGUUGUGUCGUCAAGUUGAAUAUAGUUUGUACUUUGAAACGCUGCACAGCAGAUCAAUGUCGGUUUUACAACAAUGGACCAGUCAGAUGAAUUUGGGUGCUGGAAAAGCAUCUCCAGUGGAUUAAGCAUGUACAUUAGCAAUUGUGUAUGGGAUUUAAUGCGCCUGUAAACGCACCCGUUUAGUUCGGUUGCACUCCAAUGUUUUUAAUGCAAGAAUGUAUUCUGUGUGAACGCCCCCAAAGACUUUCCUGUGUGUCCUAUAAUGAAGUUCUGUGUGACAGAGAUAGCAAUGGCUCCCUCUAAUGGCCUUAGAUUUUGGAAAUUACAGGCUAACUGAAAGACGUCUGAUGGCUUAAAUGUAAUUCAAUGUGAAAGUUACCCCAAAAUGACUUAACGAUUUUAACAAAAAAUAUGUACAACUCUUUAUGUAAGCUCUUUUUGCUCCAUAUGAUUUGAUGACCAUUGUUUAUUCAGUAUAAAGUCUUUAUACAUGUUCCACAUGUUAAAAGUAAAUGUACAUGAAAUUUGGUCGAGCACUGUGAA
Megalobrama amblycephala (Wuchang bream) is the source of this 8393-nucleotide messenger RNA. RefSeq names its product AT rich interactive domain 1B (SWI1-like) (gene arid1b). The record is from RefSeq and is a predicted model, not a curated record. Lineage: Eukaryota; Metazoa; Chordata; Actinopteri; Cypriniformes; Xenocyprididae. Gene Ontology annotation, biological process: chromatin remodeling; regulation of transcription by RNA polymerase II; positive regulation of DNA-templated transcription. Gene Ontology annotation, cellular component: brahma complex; nucleoplasm; nBAF complex. Gene Ontology annotation, molecular function: nucleosome binding; DNA binding.